AUGGGUUGUGGCGCCAGCAGGAAGGUCGUCCCGGAGUCGCCUGCGCUGGUCGGAGUCAAGCAGGAGGGUCAAGGUCACGCUACAGGCGCUGAGCCUGGAUCCGCAGCGGUGGCCCUGGCAGCUCAGAGGAUGCAGGUGGUCCGCUUUCGAGCCAAGUUCGACCUCCGUGUCCUCGCCAGAUAUGACAUCAAGGCGCUCAUUGGAAAAGGCAGUUUCAGCAAGGUUGUCAGAGUGGAGCAGAAAGCCACCAAGAAGCCUUUUGCAAUAAAAGUGAUGGAAACCAGAAUGAGGGAAGGCAGAGAAGCUUGUGAAUCGGAGCUGAGCGUCCUGAGACGUGUUAGCCAUUGCUACAUUGUCCAGCUCAUCGAGGUCUUCGAAGCUCAGGAUUGCAUUUACAUGGUGCUGGAGUUGGCAACAGGUGGGGAGCUGUUCGAUCGACUCAUUGCUCAGAGAUCCUUUACAGAGCAGGAUGCUGUCAGAAUUCUCCAGAUGGUUGCUGAUGGGAUUAGGUAUUUGCAUACAUUGCGAAUAACUCAUAGGGACCUAAAACCUGAAAAUCUCUUAUACUAUCAUCCAGGUGCAGAAUCUAAAAUUUUAAUCACAGACUUUGGGUUGGCAAACUCUGGGAACAAAAGUGGUGACUGGAGAAUGAGGACGCUCUGUGGGACCCCAGAGUACAUAGCCCCUGAAGUUUUGUUAAGGAAACCUUACACCAGUGCAGUGGACAUGUGGGCUCUUGGUGUUAUCACAUAUGUUUUACUCAGCGGAUUCCUGCCUUUUGAUGAUGAAAACCACACAAGGCUUUAUCAGAAGAUUCUGAGAGGCAAAUAUUAUUACACUGGAGAGCCUUGGCCAAGUGUUUCCCAGUUGGCGAAGGAUUUUAUAGACAAACUACUCCUUCUGGAUGCUAGUCAUCGCAUGUCAGCUGGACAAGCCCUGGAUCACCCGUGGGUGCUCACCAUGGCAACAGGAUCUUCCAGGAAGAAUCUUCAGAGGGCCAUUUCCCGGAACCUCCGGCGGAGGGCAUCUCCCCAAUCUCAGAGUCCUGGAUCUGCACAGUCUUCUAAAUCCUGCUAUUCUGACAAAUCAAGGCACAAGUGGAGCAAGAUAAAUUUAGGAGUAGAAGAAUCACCACUCUCUGCACUUUUGUGA
This is a messenger RNA of Chrysochloris asiatica (Cape golden mole), 1152 nucleotides long. RefSeq names its product protein serine kinase H2 (gene PSKH2). The record is from RefSeq and is a predicted model, not a curated record. Lineage: Eukaryota; Metazoa; Chordata; Mammalia; Afrosoricida; Chrysochloridae. The transcript has 3 exons. Gene Ontology annotation, molecular function: protein kinase activity; ATP binding. The coding region runs from base 1 to 1152 and encodes 383 amino acids. Gene Ontology annotation, biological process: protein phosphorylation.